This is a messenger RNA of Plectropomus leopardus (leopard coralgrouper), 4677 nucleotides long. It is a transcript of the gene dcp1b, whose product is annotated as decapping mRNA 1B. The record is from RefSeq and is a predicted model, not a curated record. NCBI's taxonomy places the organism in Eukaryota, Metazoa, Chordata, Actinopteri, Perciformes, Serranidae. Gene Ontology annotation, cellular component: P-body. Gene Ontology annotation, biological process: deadenylation-dependent decapping of nuclear-transcribed mRNA; deadenylation-independent decapping of nuclear-transcribed mRNA; positive regulation of catalytic activity. Gene Ontology annotation, molecular function: mRNA binding; enzyme activator activity.
CUAAACAUGGCCGUUGACAAACUCAGUCAUGUCAGUUAGCACUCAAUAACUCUUGAAAUUUUUAAAUUUACAAGUCUUAAGUCGAAAAAUAAUCUACUGCGCCGUUAAAAAAUCAUUAGUCUUUUUUAACCUCGCUGUUGGUUUUGUUUUUACCUUUUAUUCCUGUGACUCGUUAGCCCCUGAAGCUAGGUAGCGAGCUAACUUCUCCAUUGGGAACAAUGACAGCGACUUCUGCAGGUAGCAGCAGCUGCCUCCCCGCCAAAGGACUGGACAUAAGUCUGGCUGCCUUGCAGCGACAGGACCCGUACAUCAACAACAUCGUGGACGUUGCCAGCCAAGUUGCCCUGUAUACUUACAACAACAGGGCAAAUGAGUGGGAAAAGACAGAGGUGGAAGGCACUCUUUUUAUCUACACAAGACUGGCAUCUCCCAGGCAUGGUUUCACCAUUAUGAACAGACUCAGUAUGGAGAACUUGACAGAGCCAAUCACCAAAGACCUGGACUUCCAGCUCCAGCAUCCCUUCCUGCUUUACCGCAAUGCACGAUUGGUUAUCCAUGGGAUUUGGUUCUACGAUAAGGAGGACUGUCAACGCAUUGCUCAGAGGAUGAAGAUUCUGACCCAGCAGGAGCAGACCCUGGCGCAGUCUCAGGGUGGAUGGUUGUCUCCAGGAGGAGGAGGAGGAAGAGGUGUAGGAGGAGGAGGACGAGGAGGAGGAGGAGUAGUAGGGGGAGUAGGAGGAGGAGGAGGAAGAGGAGUACUUGGAGGAGGAAGAGGAGGAGGAAGUGAAGCGAAGGCAGUGGACAUCAUCCAGAUGCUGACCAAAGCACGCACAGAGUAUGACAAGUCUACAUCCGAGCCAAAGGAGAUUGGUGGCAGCAGUGUUAUUUAUGGAAAUCCCAAUCUGAUCAAGCCAAUACCUGUUAAACCCAAUACACAGGACAGUGAAAUUGCUGAUCCCAAGCCUCUCUCUCUGGCCACCCUUUUUGGCUCUCAGCAUCAACAUCACCACUCAUCCAAACCAGAACCAAUCUCUCCUAUGGCCGCCCCUGGGACGGGGCCUUCAACUGGACGAGUCACUCGGCCCCCUGUAGCCCGUUCGCUGAAAUAUGACGAUACCGUGAACUCUGGCAGAGGUGUGACCUCCAAGGGAGGGAACGUGGCCAUGGUUGAUGAAGGACUCCGCGCUAUGACUGGAGGGCAAACGGUAGUAGAAGAGGGUGGGAAUGUUGUAGGCUUGCUGCCAAGUCCCACUUCAGCCCAUCAGCAGCAGCAUAACCAGCCUCAGCACUGCGCAGCCAUCCAGAAACUCAUGCAGGGACAGAGAGGAGUCGGGGUGGUCGGAGGGGUGCUCCAGACCGUGUCCGAGUCCCCAGAGAACAGGCUGUGUGACAACGGGGUGCCACUGGAGCAUCACCACCAUCAUCACCAUCUGUACCAUCAUCAUCACCAGCAGCACCACCUUCACCAUCACCAGCAGCAGCAGCAGCUUCAAGCUGACCCAAUCAAGAGACUUUUCCAAACCCAGCCACCCCCUCCCUCCUCCAACCCUCCGCCUCUGCAGCAGAGCCUUCAUCUCACCCCUCAGCCCGUUAUGGUGAAUUCUGUUCCAUGUUCUCACCUUCAAGCGCAGCAAAGCCAGCAGCUGUUUUUCAGCCUAUCCAAGCCUCAACCAGAGGCACAGCACACCAGCCAGACAGCUUCAGCUAUACAGGGAACAGGUUUGCUGCCAUCUCAGGCGACCAAUGAGCAGGUCCUUCAACCUUUACAUGGUCUGUCUUCCCAGAUGCCUGGUGUGGUGUCGCCUCAUGAGCUCCUGCAAAAACUCCAGCUGGUCCAGCAGGAGCAGAGCCUGGCUUCCCAUGAUCCCCCUCGACUCUGUCCAGGGCUGGCUCCUCGAUUCCUGGGGCCCACACAAGGUCAAGGAGCAGGCUCAGAUGUAGGCCCAGUCUCAAACCCAACGACAGCUACUACAGGUCAAAAGGCUGCUCUGCAGUUUCAGGUCAUCUCCCCGCAGCGGAUACCGGCCACUGUGGCCCCCAACCUGCUCCUUUCUCCCAGUGUUUUCUCUCAGGCAAAGUCUGGUGGUGGGUUGUCAGCUGUUGCCCAGGAGACCUGCCCUGUCCCCUCAACCCUGUCCAGACCCCCGCUGCAGGAAGAGAUCAGAGUUCUGUCCAGAAGCCAGCUUCAAGCCACACUGCUGCAUCUGAUUCAGACCGACAGCUCAUUCCUGGACAACAUCUAUGAAGCCUACAUCAGCCGCUUGGCUGAUGACUCCAGCAGCAAGUACUGAUGACUCCUCACACACUCUGUCUAUACAUACACGCUGUUCAGAGCAGUGGAGCUCACUCUUCUAAACCUACUGUGGAUGCAUCAAUUCCUCCUACGGAUCCAUUCACAAAUGCACUCACUGCAUCUCCUCUGCACUGUCAGCCUGACUCUCUUCACCUCCAAGCAAGUCUAGGCACAACAAAAAAGCAGUUAUCAAAAAAAUGUUAAUGUGUUAGUUUCCAUAUCAAAAAACAACGUUUAGCCUGUGUCUCCUCUAAAAAAAAGACUAAUUCUCUCAGUUUGAGGACCACUUGCUUUGGCACAAAUGUGGCAUAACUAUACAGUCUUAAGAUUACCUGUAGUUAAGGGGAAAAUGUAGCCUAUACCCUAUUUCACUCUCAAUGAGGACAAUAUAUGCUGCAGCUGCACGGUUUUCCCAAGGUGUUUGAAUUAAGAAGUUCCCUGCACUAUUUUUUCAAGUGUAGCAGAAAUUAAUUUUAUUGUUUAUUUUUUUUGUUGUUUUAUAUGUCACGGUCGUCAAACACCAGCCAGCCUUCUGGGCUUUAAUAAGCAAGUCUUCCUAGUCUAAGAGCUAGUGCUGAAGGAUGUGCUCAAACAGACCCGAAACUGACUUCACUUGCGCAGUGAAAUGUAAAACGUGUUUAACAUGUUUUUUUUUCUGUACAUUUGGGAAAGUAAGUAUGUGUAAAUGAUAUCUGAAUUUGUUGGAUUUUAAUUUACAAUUAUAAAUUAAGUUCUUUUAAGGAAGUAUAUUUUACUAUCCAAAUUCUUUUAAAGUUAUAAAAAUUAUACCAUGUCAUUGAUUUUUUUUCCCAGCAGACUCUAGCUGUGAUACAUAUCUGUUUGUAUUUCAGUUAUACUGAAAUUAUUAUAUUAUUAGCAAGGUAAAGAAUUUAAAAUGACAUUGGUAUACAUCUAACUUGAAGUAAAAAAGAAAGUACAGGAGAUUGUUAACCUGCACUACCUCACGGAGAGCUAGUUUGUAGAUGUACUUGUGUUUUUACUCAGUAGCAGAUUGUCAGUUAUGUGAUCGGACAGUUUUAAAUAUUAGAUAAUCCAGUCAGGCUUUUUAUUUAAUUUUAACAUUAGGGAUGUCAUCAUCCCAGAAAAACCACUGACAAUCUUUUAACACACUGAAAAAUCACUCGAGGUGUUCAUGCUACGGUUCCUGAACACUUUGUAUGCCAAACAAAAAAUUUCCUCUCAGGAAUAAUAAAACUUUUAAUUCAUUAAAUGCUUUGCUAUUGAUGGUAAAUCCAGGUUUAAAAAGAUUGGUAAAUGGAGAUUUUAAGCAAUAAAAAGCAGCAAAGAAGGAGUAUAAAUAAAUCCAAUAAUUGUUUGGAGUUCACAGGCCUGCUCAAAUAUCAUAGAAAAUGCAUUUCCAAAAUACUGUUAUGUUAUAGUUUGUUCUGUGUAAUGUGUCAACCAACCAAACUAAGUUUUCCACUCAGUAUUACUCAGUCCCUCACUCAGCACAGCAGAGAAGUCACUGUAAAAAAAAAAAAAACAAGUUUAAUUUGAUCAGGGUCAGGGUUUUGCAGUUUCUGUUCAGCUUCCGCGCUAAAUUUGUAUGUAGCAAGACAACACAGUAGCUACCAGAGUACACAAAAACAGCAGCAAAAAAAAGAUAAUUUUUGAUUCCAUAUUUUUGUAUUCAAACAAAAUGUAUUGCUCUCAUAGUACACUAUAAAAUGUGACAAGAAUCACUUCUAAUUACUUUUUACAAAUCUAGGAAACUAAUUGCCUUUUACAACCAACAAUAUUCAGUCAAGUUUCAGCCAAUUUGCAACUAGUCAGUUUCAUUUGUAUAUUCUUAAAAAUGUUAAAAAACAGAACUUGUAGGUUUCUGAACUCCACGUGCAGAAUCCUCAUCAUGACACAAAACACAUAAAACGUUCAGUCAGUCUAACUUGGUUUACUUAAGGUGCUAACUAGAAAGAGCAAGUUAAGUCCACUUGUCAUUGUUAAGUUGCAACAACUUUACAAAAUUUAGUACAUACAACUAAAUUUUAAAAUAUAAGCUAAAUUAAAUAUAAAGAAAUAGAUCAGAAGUUAUAUUUACUUACCUUUUAAGGCAAUUAGUUAACUAGAAUUUUUAAGGGAAGAUCAACUUGUCAUAUUUUUCAAAUAACCAGCAUGUUACAUUACAAUUAAAUGAACAGCUAAUAAAAAAAUCGUUCUUAUACAACAUAUCUACCGUUAUUUGUCAGAUGCCAUAUUGUUCUUUAAAUUCAAAAGAUGUCAUCCAUAUUAUAUUUUUAAACAUUGUCAUUUAAAAUAAUAUGAGACAUUGGAAUAAACAUUUCUACACUAUUUCUUUUUGUUGGGACUUGCUCUCAAAUAAACUGGAAUAUAUUUUAAUUGGCUAUUAAAUGUUCUCAAACUGC